Molecule: messenger RNA, 450 nt
Organism: Kuraishia capsulata CBS 1993
Lineage: Eukaryota; Fungi; Ascomycota; Pichiomycetes; Pichiales; Pichiaceae
Exons: 1
Coding region: 1-450 (149 amino acids)
Biological process (GO): translation
Cellular component (GO): ribosome
Molecular function (GO): structural constituent of ribosome
Source: RefSeq, a predicted model, not a curated record
AUGCAUACUAACCGAUUUGCCAGUGUUCUCACCAAGAGAUUCCAAUCCACUGUCGACCCAAAGAUCGCCACCAUCGUGGACCAGAUCUCCCAGCUGACGUUGCUGGAGACUUCUUCGUUGAUCAACGAGUUGAAAGUCAAGUUGGACAUUCCUGAUAUCUCGUUCCCAGCUGCUCAGGCCGCUCCAGCUGCUGCAGUGGAGGCCGAAGAAGAAGCCAAGCCAGUCGUUGCUGAAAAGACGAUUUUCACCUUGAAACUGGAGAGCUUCGACCCUAAGUCCAAGCCAAAGGUCAUAAAAGAGGUCAAGACUAUUCUUGGUCUUUCCCUGGUUGACUCCAAGAAGUUGGUUGAGAGUGCACCCAAGGUGUUGAAGGAGGGUGUUCCUAAGGAGGAGGCUGAGAAGAUUAAGGCUCUUUUGGAGAGUCUUGGCUCGAAGGUUUCUUUGGAAUAA